AUGAACGAGCUAUACAUACUCCUCCCUGGGGACCACCGGGUCCGCCAUGUCCACCCUGGUGUUGUCCAGGGCCACCCUGUUGUCCGAAACCUCCCUGACCACCGGGUCCGCCGGGGCCACCCUGGUGCUGGCCACCUUGCUGCUGUCCCUGGAAUCCACCCUGGGGUCCUCCAAACCCAGGGCCGCCAGGGCCACCCUGCUGCUGUCCUUGGAAUCCACCCUGGGGUCCUCCGCCGGGACCGCCAGGGCCACCAUGGGGACCGCCGGGACCUUGCUGGUCGCCGUGAUUACCGUGGUUCCCGUGGUUCCCGUGGUUCUCGUGCUCGUCGUGCUUGUCGUGGUGGCUGA
Messenger RNA from Penicillium psychrosexuale, 348 nucleotides. RefSeq lists its product as uncharacterized. The coding region runs from base 1 to 348 and encodes 115 amino acids. The record is from RefSeq and is a predicted model, not a curated record. The transcript has a single exon. NCBI's taxonomy places the organism in Eukaryota, Fungi, Ascomycota, Eurotiomycetes, Eurotiales, Aspergillaceae.